AUGGUCACCCGAGCAUCUCUUCCUCUCAGUGGCAAGGUCGCCCUAGUGACAGGCGGCGGACGAGGCAUUGGGGCCGGUAUUGCCCUCGAACUGGCCCGCCGCGGGGCCUCGGUCGCGAUCAACUACGGCCACAGCGCCAAGUCAGCGCAAGAGGUCGUCGAUGCCAUCCAGGCCAUCGGCAGCCAGGCCGUGGCCAUCAAGGCGGACCUGACCUGCGUACCCAACAUCGAGUCACUCAUCAAGCAGGUGGCCAGCCACUUUGGCCGGCUGGACAUUGUCGUGUCCAACUCCGGGGUGGAGAAGUUCUGCCCCCUGGAGGAGACCACCCUCGACGACUUCAACGAGGUCUUCGAUCUGAACACCCGGGCACAGCUAUUCGUCGCCCGCUACGCCUACGAGCACAUCCAGCCUGGGGGGCGGGUGAUCCUCAUGUCCUCCAUUGCGGCCGGGGUGGGGGUGCCGGGCCACGCGCUGUACGCCGGCAGCAAAGCCGCCAUCGAGGGAUUCACGCGCUGCUUGGCGGCCGAUUUUGGCCGCAAGGGAUGCACGGUCAAUGCGAUUGCGCCGGCCGGGGUGAAGAGCGACAUGUGGCGAGAGAACGCAUGGCGGUAUGCCCCCGGGUGCGACAAGGGCUCGACGCUGGAGGCGAUCGAGAACGCGCUGGCGAGCGGAAGUCCGUUGAAGCGGUGCGGUGUGCCCGAGGACAUUGGCAAGGUGGUUUCAUUCCUGGCGAGUCCGGAUGCGGAAUGGGUAAACGGAGUCAAGAUGCCACGCUGGAUCCUUGGAGACAAGUUUGAUACCGUCUUCCCCCACAAGGGCUCGUUGAAGGUCCUGUGGGACUCGAGAUGGAAGUUUGCCUGUCAGAAAUCCGUCUAUCCCUUCCAUGACGGCUGUAUCGAGGACUUUGAGCCCAUCUUCAACCAGCUCAUCUCAGAAAACAUCAACGACGCUGCAUCCGACGAAUACACCCAGGCCUUCCUCCCCACGGCAUCCGCCCUCGAGGAAAAAGCCGCCCAGGCCCUCCGCACCGGCGACAAAGAGGAGGCCUCGCGCCUCCUCUGCCGCGCGGCCGUAGUCUACCGCAUCUCCCGCUUCCCCUACGUGGACAUCACCAAGCCAGCCUCCAUCAAGCGCGUUGCCUUUGAGCGCCAGAAACAGGCGUACCUGAAGGCGACCUCGCUCUGGACCCAGCCCAUCCGCGAGGUCCUGGUCCCGCACACCUCCCGCGCCGGGAACGACGGCGCCCACAUCCCCAUCUACAUCCGCACCCCCGCCGGCGCAGACCAGACCACCCCGGCCCCGGUCGUGAUGAUCAUGACCGGCCUGGACGGGUACCGGCCCGACAACAGCCAGCGCACGCACGAGAUCCUGGCGCGCGGCUGGGCGGCCGUUGUGGUCGAGAUCCCCGGCACGGCCGACUCGCCCGCCGACCCGGCGGACCCGUCCUCGCCCGAUCGACUGUGGGAUAGCGUGCUGAGCUACCUGGACCAGCGCCCGGAGCUGGACACGGCCCGGAUGGCGGUCUGGGGGCUGAGCGCGGGGGGGUACUAUGCCAUCCGGGCGGCGCAUACCCAUCGCGACCGACUGCUCGGGGCCGUGGCGCAUGGCCCGGGCUGUCACUACUAUCUUGAUCCGGAGUGGUUGGCCAAGGUCAAUGACCACGAGUAUCCGUUCGAGUUGACCGCGGCGUGGGCCACCAAGCACGGCUACAAGACCGUCGAGGAGUUUGUGGCCGGCGCGCAGAAGAAGUUCUCGCUCGUGGAGACGGGCGUCGUCGAUCAGCCCAGCUGCCGGCUGCUGUUGCUGAAUGGCGUCGAGGAUGGCGUCGUGCCGAUUGAGGAUUGUCUGGUGCUGUUUGACCACGGCUCGCCAAAGGAGGGACGAUUCUUCAAGGGUCUUCCACACAUGGGAUAUCCCAAUAGCCUGCCUGUUUCCUACAAGUGGUUGGAGGAGGUUCUAGCUUCGCCCGUAAAUGUGAAGAACUAA
Messenger RNA from Aspergillus thermomutatus, 1986 nucleotides. It is a transcript of the gene ayg1, whose product is annotated as heptaketide hydrolyase ayg1. The transcript is spliced from 6 exons. Lineage: Eukaryota; Fungi; Ascomycota; Eurotiomycetes; Eurotiales; Aspergillaceae. The record is from RefSeq and is a predicted model, not a curated record. Gene Ontology annotation, molecular function: oxidoreductase activity. The coding region runs from base 1 to 1986 and encodes 661 amino acids.